Kickxella alabastrina is the source of this 470-nucleotide messenger RNA. RefSeq lists its product as uncharacterized. NCBI's taxonomy places the organism in Eukaryota, Fungi, Kickxellomycota, Kickxellomycetes, Kickxellales, Kickxellaceae. The transcript has a single exon. The record is from RefSeq and is a predicted model, not a curated record. Bases 19 to 189 code for a protein of 56 amino acids.
AACGACACCACGCGCGCUAUGGCCAAGGUCUCAAAAAGGAAAGCACAGCUUUGUCAAAAUAUAUUCACGUGGUUUAUUUGCUUUUAUUGCGUACACAUGAUGGCGGCCAUUCAAGCGCCCUUCAAUUGUAUAUUUCGCAGCCACAAUGCGCACCAUCAAGCAAUUUGUUUUUCAUGUGUGGUGCCUUGAGAUACAAUAUGCACGCACGAACAAUGCAUGCCUCAUUGCUGAUAAGUUUCCAGAUGAAGUCAUCGUUCGUCGAAUAAUGGUGGGCUGAAUCUCAAGAUUUCAAAACCGAAGUAUCUUUCUCCCUCCCUGUUGUUUUUUUACCCAAUAGGCUGGCCAGUUAGUAAGUGGGGAGGGUAAAAAAAUAUAGUACACAUUGAAUUGUACGAAACUCACGAACGUGGGAGCCGAAUGUCAUCGCAGUGAGGUAAGGAAGCGCACGCGGCGGCAGGCUAAGCGCUUCC